This is a messenger RNA of Dendronephthya gigantea, 4520 nucleotides long. Its product is annotated as transmembrane protein 94-like. Lineage: Eukaryota; Metazoa; Cnidaria; Anthozoa; Malacalcyonacea; Nephtheidae. The coding region runs from base 122 to 4357 and encodes 1411 amino acids. The record is from RefSeq and is a predicted model, not a curated record. Gene Ontology annotation, molecular function: nucleotide binding. The transcript is spliced from 36 exons.
AUUUAAUAUGGCCGCCAAUGCAAAAAAAAAAUGGUGCAGUAAAUGAUCAACAAUAAAAAAGUUUAGGAAAUGUUUGGAGAAAUGGUUAUAGUGUAGCUUAUCCUAGCCAUACACGAGGUAAAUGGCUACGAAAUCGCAAAAGCGUCCUCUCUUUGGUAGCCUAGGUGAUUCUGAAAAUGGCACGGGCGAUUUUGGGGAAGAUGAAGGAAUUGAACUGGAAAAUGUUCAGAAACUCAGGAACGAGGAGGGAGAUGAAACGAUUGUUGGUCUGUCCUGUGACGAGGCAUACAGACGUUUCUGCGGGAUCAUCCGUCAUGAACUGACGGUGUUCAACCAGGCCAAUAACAUCGGACCAUGGCGUGAUUUUGUUAGAAUGUUGGCAAACACUAGCGCAACUUUCAAUUUUAUAUCUUUGGGUCUGGUUCUGCUUCAAAUAUUUCUCAUAAUUCUAGGCUAUGCCUUCCAGGAGAGCAGGAAGGCUUUGCCAAUGGUGGAGCUAUCUAUAAUUGUGGCCAUAACUGCUCUGAAUAUUGUUCUUGGCGUGAGGGAAGAGAGGCUGAGGAAGACAGAACUAUCAAAAAAGAUUGCCAAGUUCUUGACACAAUGCCAGGCAUAUAGAUUGUCCUGUCCUUGGUCUGACGCUUCCUAUCCACAUCUUGCCACGCCCAGUACAGAUUCCCUCUCAUUAGUUUGGACCUACCGUAAGAACAGGCUUGUCAAUGUGCCUGCAAACCUGCUGGUCGAGGGAGAUGUGAUUGUGUUGGGCCCUGGGCAGAAAUGUCCUGCUAAAGUACAACUGAAAUCUCCAAAUGGUGAGAGAAUUUUCGAUGCAGGAGAAAUAUAUCGUCCUGAGAAUGAAGAACAGCAAGCUGCAGAGCAUUUAGAAAACGAAAGACUGUUUUCCUGUCAACCAUGUCCGCGGCAAAAAUUUACGGUUGUGGAAGCCCCGCUUGAGGGAAAAUUGAGAACCACAUUCUACAGUUCUCAAAGAAGGCCAACAAGUCUGCUGGAUAAUGAACGAUGUUACGUUAUAAAACAAGUUCUGCAAUUUCGAGUGAUCCCGGUUAUUUUGGGUUUAUCUUUUCUUAUCAAUCUCAUAAGGUUCCUUUUGUCGCGGGAUGAUUUUGGUUCGUGGUCGGAGAUGAUCUUUAUACUACAAGCUUACGUUAUUAUUCCGCUGUUGCCAUUAUUAUUUCCUCUCAUGUGGAUUGUAAUCAAUUGUUUUGGAACAGCAAGAAUUCAAGUUCUUUUUAAAUCUGAAAUAAGCCAGCUUUCUAAGAAAGUCUCGUUGUUACCACUGAGUGACGUCAACUAUCAUUUCUGGAAAAUUUUCAAAGGAGAGUCAGACACACUAUCACGGACAGCUAAUCUCUUGCAUACUCUAGGAACCAUAAGUGUUUUAUGCUGUGUUAACAAGGAUGGUAUUCUUGCCUCGCCAAAUCCCAACGCCGAAAAAGUUUUCUUUUUCCGCAAACGCAAAGAAAGGCGAAACAAAAGGCUGAUGGUAAAAGACACUCAUUUCGGCAGCAAUGACGACAGAGCCGUGUUUUUUACGGCGCAUAUCGACGAUGACGAAGAAUCUAGUACCAGUCCCACCGUUCGCACGGAUGUCCAUUUUCGCGCCAUACAGGGGGAGGAGGAGUCUGAGAAUUCGGCGAUGCCCACGCCGUUACUUCAUCACAAAGAUUGCAAUUUCGUGUCUCAUUCCGAAGUCUUAAAUCUUUCUUGCGACCCGAAGAGUGAAUUUGGUGUUAUUUUCGAUGACAUUCGCUGGCGGAAACAUCUGAGCUCUUUAAAACCACUGGGUCUCAAUAUCCUUCUGAAUGCGCCUUGUUCGUCUCCUGUGAAUGCUGUCAAACUUACGGAUCAUCUUGGCCAUCUCUCGCUGCUGGUGAAUGAUACACCUGUUCGUAUCGUGAGAAGGUGUUUGUGUUUGCUCGGAAGGCAAAUUGGUUUCAUUGAUUCAGCAUUAGAAAACUUCAGAAGAAAACACAAUAUAUUCGCUUUUAAAGCCAGUCAACAGCUAAACGAUUCAGCUGUUCCGUCCAAUUCAUUCUUGUCCGUUUGUAAAGAAACACCAGUUCCAUUUCUGACCUCAUUGGUAGUCGAGCAUGUCACAUCAGGUCAUCAUCAGCUUCUGUCCCAGGGCUCUGCAGACUUGUUGCUUGACGUUUGCACCGAUUUCUGGGAUGGGUCGGAAGUUCACCCAUUGACAUCAAUGGAAAGGCGAAAGAUUCAGGAUUUCUUUCAUCGUACCAGCAUCACAUCAAAUUGCAUUGCGUUGUCGUAUCGUCCAAUCACACAGUCAUGGCAUGGUUUAGAUCAAGAUGUAUUUCUAGAAAUUCCUGACGGGGUGAAUUUGUUAAAUAACGACAGUGAUAAUGGCAGUAUGUCCAGCUCAAGAUCUGAAGGCUCCGAAGAAGAUCACAACAAGGUUGGGGAGACCUCGCUUGGCUUGAAUAGCAACGAAAUUGACCUGGAUUUUUAUCAAAGAAUUAUUGGGGGUCAAAUCUUCAUCGGUAUGAUAACCUUGCAGCACAAGGCUAAACAGGAUAUUCCGCCUCUUGUCGAGGAUCUGAACAACGCUGGAAUUCGUUUUGUCUAUUUCUCAGAAGAAAAUGAAAUAAAAAGUCAGGUGUUCGCUGAGAGAUUGGGUCUGGAGACGGGAUGGAAUUGUCACAUUUCAUUCAGCGAGAAGACCUUUGGCUUUGAUGAGCACAGCACAUUGACCGCGGGCUCGGAAGGCAAGGUGGAUGACACCGCUGACGAUUUUCUCGUCACUCACGUGACCCCGGUUCCCGACGACGCCGCCGCUGGUGACAUGCCGAAAGAGGAUGACGUCACGUGUCCACGUGAUGAAGUCACAGGCCCGUCCCCAGAAGAAGGUGACGUCACCGGUGACGUGUUCGAAGAAGAUGAUGUGGACAUUGAUGCGAACGGUGAAGAAACUGAGGUCGAAAAGAAAGUAAAAUGGCAGGGUUCUGAAGCCCGGGAUCGAAAAUCAAGCGGAGCGUCUUCGUCCAGUAUGUCAACAAAUAACGACGACGUUGAUCAUGGCGGAGAUAUCAGGGUUCAGAUUAGCAAUCGGGCAAAACUUCCUCGUGGUAUCAUCAACAUCCGUCCUCAUUUGGAAGACGUGGAUAACGUUCCAUUGUUGGUUCCACUCUUUACCGAUUGCACUCCACAAGCGGCGCGAGAAAUGAUCUCAAUAAUGCAAGAAUAUGGUGAGGUGGUGUGUUGUAUCGGCAGCUCUCUGAAUAUUGAUAACCUGGAAACAUUCAACCAAGCUGACGUGAGUGUUGCUCUUCAACCAAGCUUCCCGCAAGUUUGUCUAAACGCCAAGCCGAGACACAGGGGGUCCCAGACAUCGACUCCUGAAGACUCCAGCCAAACUAAUCUCCUCAAAACCGAAAACCGUUCACAUGAAGAAGAGUUGAAUCCCCUGACAGUCAGCUCAAAAUUAAAUGGCAUCUCAUGUUCGCUAUCGUUUCAUCGUGAUUAUAAUAUUAAGUUUGUGGCGUUAUUAAAGGAGGCUCGUCGCCUCUGUUUUGGUUUGCGAAUAUGCUUCACCUUCAUGUUAUCUUGUCAGUUAACUCUCUGCCUUGUAAUGCUGACCGCCUCGGUCUUAUUACCGCCUCCUCUCACGGGCUUGCAUCUGCUGUGGUUCACCUGUGUUCUAGUGCCAGCCCUGAGUAUCUCGCUAGUGAACGCGGACAACGACCUACAGCUAAUGACAACGAUGACGGCGAAAAAUGACAAUAAUUUUAAAGGUUACAACUCAUUGUUCUUUCGCUUCCAUGGACUCGCUUUCCUCCCAAUUGUUUUCAUCUCCAACCUGCUGAUAUUUCCUCUCAUCCUGUUGUCAUUCUGCGAGCGAUUCAACUCUUCCACGGAGGACAAAUGCCAUUACUUUCUCGGAAACAGAAAUAUCUCAGAAACUUGGAAUGGCUUUGGCCAUCGGCAUCUCUCGUGUUUAGCUUUAGCUCAAGAUGUCGUGGCUUUCUUCUUGAUGUUAUGCUUUGUAUUCAUGUCAACAAGCUAUGUACAUCAUUUGCAUCCACUUUGGAAAAAGUUGCCAUUUUUUAAUAAACAAUGGAUUGUUACCGUUCUUGUUCUCUUUAUUCUGCAAGUGUUUUACAUGACGAUAUCCCAGUUAUUGUGGCAAACGAACGACAGCAAUGAUUAUGACAUCAGCCACAUACCCCAGGUCGUCUUUUGUUUGGUAUUUAUUUGGCCCAUCUUUCAGCUGGGUCUCUGUGAAUUCUCGAAAUGUAAAUACAUCAAAUUCUACAUUCGAUACCAAAAAAGAGCGAAGCUCAAGUUUGGAACCAAACUGGGAAUGAAUUCUCCGUUUUAGAAGAAUAGAAAAUGGUUUAUUUGAAUGUACAAAUUGAAGUCCAAAAAAUGUCUAAAUCGCAUUCAGAGAGCAGUAAAGCAAUCAAUGCGUAUACAAUUCAAUGCAAUGGAGUAAAAAUUCUUUGAAAUAUAUGCCUAUUUUAGAAUAUAAUGCACAAUUAAUU